Sorex araneus (European shrew) is the source of this 2372-nucleotide messenger RNA. It is a transcript of the gene PRLR, whose product is annotated as prolactin receptor. The transcript has 10 exons. Gene Ontology annotation, cellular component: signaling receptor complex; external side of plasma membrane. Bases 129 to 2078 code for a protein of 649 amino acids. Gene Ontology annotation, molecular function: cytokine receptor activity; cytokine binding. NCBI's taxonomy places the organism in Eukaryota, Metazoa, Chordata, Mammalia, Eulipotyphla, Soricidae. The record is from RefSeq and is a predicted model, not a curated record. Gene Ontology annotation, biological process: cytokine-mediated signaling pathway.
CUGGAUUUUGCCGGCGGCUCGCGCAGCAGCUCCGCACGCCAUGGCUCUGCACGUCCUUUGGCAGGAAGUGCUCCCGGACUGAGAUGGCAGACUUUGCUCGCGGGCAAAACUAAAGAAUUCUUCUAUUCAUGGAGGCAAGCACUAAGGAUGUUUUCCACAGGAACCCUGAAGUGACCCUCAAGUACAUUUCCUGUAGAAAGAGGAAGGGAGUCGACAUGAAGGAAAAUGUGGCCUCCACCACUGCUUUCAUUUUGCUGCUUUUUCUCAACAUCGGUCUUCUGAAUGGACAAUCAAUUCCUGGAAAACCUAAAUUCCAUAAAUGUCGUUCUCCGGAAAAAGAAACCUUCACCUGCUGGUGGAAUCCGGGGGCCGAUGGAGGACUACCUACCAAUUACACGCUGACUUACCACAAGGAAGGAGAAACACUCAUCCAUGAAUGUCCAGACUACAAGACCGGUGGGCCCAAUUCCUGUUAUUUUGACAAGAAACACACCUCCAUAUGGACAAUGUAUAUCAUGACCAUAAACGCCACAAACGAAAUGGGAAGCAGUUCCUCGGAUCCACUUUAUGUGGAUGUAACUUACAUAGUUGAACCAGACCCUCCUGUCAACCUGACUUUGGAAGUGAAACAGCCAGAAGACAGAAAUCCAUACCUGUGGAUGAAAUGGUUUCCACCCACCCUGGUUGAUGUAAGAUCCGGUUGGCUCACACUCCAGUAUGAGAUUCGACUAAAACCUGAGAAGGCAUCUGAGUGGGAGACCCAUUUUGCUGGACACCAGACUCAGUUUAAGAUUCUCAGCUUAUAUCCAGGACAGAAAUACAUUGUCCAAGUUCGUUGCAAACCUGACCAUGGAUCCUGGAGUGAGUGGGGCCCAGAGAGCUCUAUCCAGAUACCUAACGACUUCACCAUGAAAGAUACAACCGUGUGGAUCUUUGUAGCUGUUCUUUCUGCUGUCAUCUGUUUGAUUAUGGUCUGGGCAGUGGCUUUGAAGGGCUAUAGCAUGGUGACCUGUAUUCUUCCACCAGUUCCGGGUCCAAAAAUAAAAGGAUUUGAUACUCAUCUGCUUGAGAAGGGCAAAUCGGAAGAACUGCUGAGUGCCCUGGGGUGCCAAGACUUUCCCCCAACUUCUGACUGUGAGGACUUGCUGGUAGAGUAUUUAGAAGUCGAUGACAGUGAGGACCAGCAGCUGAUGCCCGGCCAUUCCAAAGAACACCCAGCUCAGAAAAUAGAUCCUGACAGUGACUCUGGCCGAGGAAGCUGCGACAGCCCUUCCCUUUUGUCAGAGAAGUGUGAGGAACCCCGGGCCAAUCCCCCGCCAUGCCACACUCCUGAGGGACCUGAAAAACCAGACAAUCCCAAAACCACCAUUAUCCGCACCUGGAACCCCCAGAACUCAAGCUUGGGAGCCAAGAUUCCCCAUUUUCAUGCAGAUGCCUCCAAAUCUUCAACAUGGCCCUUACCCCAGCCUCCCGGAGAACAGAACCCCAGAUCUUCUUACCACAAUAUCGCUGAUGUGUGCAAGCUGGCCCUGGGCACCGCAGGCACAGCUGCCACUUUGCUGGACAAGACAGACAAACUUGCUCUGAAAUCCUCCAACACCAAUGAGACAGGAGAGGAGGAAAAGGCAGCAGAGCAGAGGAAGGGGGGAAGUUUUCAGCCCAAGACUGGCCAAGACACGACCCUGCUGCCGCCACCAGAGCAAACCCCCUUCCUGUCUGCAAAGCCACUGGAUUACGUGGAGAUUCACAAGAUCAACAAAGACGGCGCACUGUCAUUACUCCCAAAGCAGAGAGAGGACAGUGACCCUAUGGAGAAGCUGGGGGCUCCGGAAACCAGUAAGGAGUACGCAAAGGUAUCCAGUGUGAUGGAUAACAACAUCCUAGUCUUGGUACCAGAUCCACGCGCUCAAAACCUGGCUUUGCUCGAAGAACCCACCAAGGAAGUGCCACCAUUCCUUCAGCAGAACCAAGUCGAAAAUGACCUGACCUCCUUCACCAUGACCCCAGGCAACUGCAAACUCCAGCUGGGUGGGUUGGAUUACCUGGAUCCCACAGGCUUUGUGCACUCCUUUCAGUAAUUAUUUGGUUGAUAGGAUGGUUGGUUAAAAUGUGAUUUUUUUCUUCAGGUAACACUACAGAGUACACGAAAUGCUAUCUACUAGACAUUACCUAAGAGUGUGGUUAGAAUAACACUACAAAAACUCACAGUUCACGCCUUUUCAUGCUCCAUUUUCAACCAGUUGCCUCUCUCUCCAACAGCUGAUUCCAGAACAAAUUGUUUCGUUUCAUGACUGUGAUUUGUAGAUUUCCUUUUCUUGCUAUUACUUAUAAAAUUAUGUGUUCAAUGAAAUAAAAGCACAUUGUUUAGUGUU